Messenger RNA from Aspergillus heteromorphus CBS 117.55, 1665 nucleotides. Its product is annotated as flavin-containing monooxygenase. The record is from RefSeq and is a predicted model, not a curated record. The transcript has 4 exons. The coding region runs from base 1 to 1665 and encodes 554 amino acids. Gene Ontology annotation, molecular function: N,N-dimethylaniline monooxygenase activity; flavin adenine dinucleotide binding; NADP binding. Lineage: Eukaryota; Fungi; Ascomycota; Eurotiomycetes; Eurotiales; Aspergillaceae.
AUGCCGUCCAGGGAGCCUGUUUUCAGCGAAUCUGCUGAGUGCAAUGUGGAUCCCAAGCGGUUCGCCUUUACCCCUCGAAAGCUCAAGAUUGUUUGCAUUGGAGCGGGUUUCUCCGGAUUGAUCCUGGCACACAAGUUGCAGCACGAGCAGCCCCUAGACUUUGUCGACUUCACAAUCUACGAGAAGAACCAGGAAGUCGGAGGCACCUGGUUUGAGAAUAUAUAUCCCGGAGUGGGCUGCGAUGUACCCGCUCAUAGUUACGUAUUCCCCUUUGAACCCAAUCCGUUCUGGUCAAAGUGCUACGCCGGGGGCGCCGAGAUCGAGGAGUAUAUUUUGAAGACGGUGGAAAAAUGGGAAUUGAAGAAACAUGUUGUCUUGAAUACGCGACUCCUCGGGGCCACAUGGAAUGAAGAACACGGCAAAUGGAAACUAAAAUUAGAGCAAGACGGCGCAUUUCUUCAAGAUGAAGCCGAUAUUCUCAUUAAUGGAGGAGGAAUCCAAAACCGGUGGAAGAUGCCUGACAUUGCUGGUCUCGACCAAUUUAAGGGCAAACUCCUACAUACAGCUGCCUGGGACAAAACCUACGACUGGACUGGCAAAAGGAUUGCAGUCAUCGGCAAUGGCUCCUCAGCUUUACAAGUUGUGCCUGCACUGCAGCCCAAGGCCGCCAAAAUCGUCAACUUCAUCCGACAACCAACUUGGGUAUCAGUCAACCUUUGCCCCGACGUGACCAAAGAUGGCAUGGGAACCAACUUUGAGUACACCGAGGAAGAAAAGGCCAAAUUCCGAGACGACCCUGAAGGCUUCUUGGAGUACAGGAAAAUGGUAGAACGCUCCGUCAACACCGUCUACCGAUUAAUGCUUACUGGCUCCGAGCACAACCGGGGUCUCCUCAACGCCAUCUCCGGCCUAAUGCAACAACGCCUCAACAAAAGCCCACACCUCAUCGACAAGCUGAUCCCCAAGACGGAAAUCGGAUGCCGUCGCCUUUCGCCGGGAGACGGAUACCUCGAGUCCAUGCAGGAACCCAACGCGGACUUCUGCUUCGACCCCAUCGAGCGCAUCACAAAGACGGGUAUCCAAACCAGCCAAGGCGAGCAGCACGACUUCGAUCUGAUAGUCUGCGCCACAGGGUUCGACAGCACCUUCAUUCCGGCCUGGAACCUUGUGGGUCGUAAUGGCCGCCAACUCACCACUGACUGGAAAAACACCCCCCAGGCAUACUUCUCCAUCUGUGCGGGCGGUGCCCCCAAUUACUUCAUGUUUGCCGGUCCCAAUUGCCCGAUCGGACAUGGCAGCGUCCCGCAGAUGUUGGCCUGGAGUGCGGAUUACAUGCUGCAGUGGGUGAAGAAAAUGGGCCGCGAGGAUAUUCAAUCAGUCGUAGUCAAAGACUCCGCCAUCCACAUGUACAACCGCUACGCGCAAGCAAACCUCAAGCACACUGUCUGGAGCACAGGCUGUCAAGCCUGGUACAACAAUGGAUCUGUAGUCACGGCUAUGUAUCCCGGAAGUGUUCUACACUUCAAAGAGGCUAUUUCGACUAUCCGCGGCGAGGACUUCGAUAUCCGGUACAGCAACACCGUAAAUCCGUUCGCGUUUCUGGGUAAUGGGGAGCUGGUGUGGGAAAGAGAACAGGGGGGUGAUUUGGCUUAUUAUUUGAAAUAG